Messenger RNA from Clupea harengus (Atlantic herring), 2026 nucleotides. It is a transcript of the gene taf15, whose product is annotated as TAF15 RNA polymerase II, TATA box binding protein (TBP)-associated factor. Lineage: Eukaryota; Metazoa; Chordata; Actinopteri; Clupeiformes; Clupeidae. Gene Ontology annotation, molecular function: RNA binding. Gene Ontology annotation, biological process: regulation of DNA-templated transcription. The record is from RefSeq and is a predicted model, not a curated record.
AAUAGUCUUGGUACAUACCAACUUGAGGUUAGAGUUGAUAAGUGCCGCAGUGUGUCUGGAUGUCGUUUGGUUUUUAAAUAGUCGUAGCUGAAGGUGGGAAAUUAGUUUUACAUAGACGCAAAGAUGGCAUCAGAUUCGGGCUACGGGCAGCCUGGAGCUCAACAAAGUUAUGGCUCUUACGGAAGUCAAGGCUAUCAACAGAGUGGACAGCAGGGCUAUGGCCAAGGGAAUGGAGCUGCCUCUUAUGGUGGACAGAGCUAUGCUGGUUAUGGUCAGACCGAAGGGUUUGGCCAACAGUCCCAGGGUUACUCCUCAGGAGGCUAUGGGCAACAGCAGCCCCCUCCGCCACCACCACAGCAGCCAAGCUACGACUCCUACGGGCAACAGGGCACCGACCCCCCGGCCGGGUUCAGUGACAAGUCCUCUUACGGGCAGCCGGCCAGUGGAGGCUAUAGUCAACCGUCGGCCGGGGGGGCCUAUGGCCAGCCGUCAGGAGGCAGCUACGGGCAACCGUCUGCCACCAGCUAUGGUCAAUCUGGAGCAGGAGCAGGCUAUGGCCAACAGUCAGGUGGUUAUGGCCAAUCUCAUGGAAGGAGGACCGAGGGUGAGAGCAGACGGUACGGGGACGACAGUGGUUCCGACCGCUCUGAAGGCUACCGGGGGAGGGGCCGUGGUGGCUACGAUCGCGGCGGUUACGACCGCGGAGGCUACGACCGCGGCGGAAGAGGUGGCCCCCCUUCUGGUAUGGGAGGUGGUGACCGUGGUGGCUUCAAAAAUUACGGUGGACCCCGAGACUACGGCCAACGGGAAGACUCUGGUGGAGACAACUCGGACAACUCUGACAACAACACCAUCUUUGUUCAAGGCCUGGGAGAAGACGUCACCGUUCAGGAAGUGGCCGACUACUUCAAGCAGAUAGGCAUCAUCAAGUUGAAUAAGAAGACGGGCCAGCCUAUGAUCAACCUCUACACAGACAAGGCCACAGGAAAGCUGAAAGGAGAAGCCACCGUCUCUUAUGAAGACCCACCCUCUGCCAAAGCUGCCAUUGACUGGUUUGACGGAAAGGAGUUCCAAGGUAAAGCCAUCAAGGUCUCGUUUGCCACCCGAAGGGCAGAAUUUGCAUCUGGCCGAGGAGCUGCGGUGGGUGGCGGCGGCGCCGGUGGAGGUGGCAGGGGACGUGGAGGGUUCAGAGGUCGCGGUGGCUUCGGUGGUGGCGGCGGCGGCGGACCCAGCUUUGACGUGAAAGGUGGAGACUGGCCCUGUCCCAACAGCUCCUGCGGCAACAUGAACUUCGCUCGUCGUCAGGAGUGCAACAAGUGUGGCGCACCCAAGCCUGGAGACAGCUACGGAGGAGACCGAGGAGGUGGCGGUGGCAGGGGAGGCUACGGCGGUGAUCGUGGCGGAGGCUUCAGGGGCCGCGGCGGUGGCGGUGGCUUCCGGGGCGGAGACCGUGGAGAUCGCGGCGGUGGCGGCUACAAAAUGGGAGGAAGGGGAGAGCACAGGGAAGACAGAAGAGACCGGCCAUACUAAAGAUUCUCCCAGAACACCUCUCCAGUGGUCUGGGGUCGUCGCCAGGGUGAACGAGGAAGGGGUCAUGGGUUGGCAGGGAGGGCAGGGGGGGUGGGGUGGGGGGUCACGUCCACGUCUGCGGUUUGCAUACCUUUCAUUGCCAGCGCGUCCUAUUGAUGAACUGUUCCUGUGCGGUCCUGCGGAAGAAGUGUCGAUGUUUGUCUACUGUGAGGGGGUCUGCUGGGGGGUGCCUGGGGUAAGGUGAAGGGAGGGGCAUGGCCAGAGGUUAUUUUUGUUACUUUGAAUUAUUGUUUUUUUUUUUUCUUUCCCCUCCCCUAUUUCCCCUGAUUGUAGUAGGUUUUGACAUUUUUGAGCUUGACAUAGACUUGUACCAGACUUCAUAUCAUUGUUUUGUAAGAUUAAACUGAUCUGUUUUACUUUACUUUUUUUUUUUUUUUUUUUGUUCCUUUUUUGUUUUUCUUUUUUCAAAUGAUAUUAAACACCAUUCUGAUCUUAA